AUGUCUUCUCCUCCGCUUUCGUCCGAGACAGCGGCGGCUCCUUCUCCGGUGUUGUCAAAGACAACGACGGCAUCGAAAGAAAUCGAUCCAAACAGCGUAUUGCAGGUCGCAGAUUUCUUCAAAGGCAUCGCUUACCCAGACUCAGACCCAUCGAGCGACGAAUUCCUCUCUUUCGACUCUUUCUCCGUCUUAUUUCAAAGCAACACCAGAGCUCUCUCCGUCGCACGCGGCCGCAUCUCCUGCUCCGUCAUCGUCACGCCACCCAUCGCCAAUUUCUUUAAUGGGUUACAUGGAGGAGCAGUGGCGUCAAUUGCAGAGAGAUUAACGACGGCUUGUGCUAGGACAGUCGUGUCUGAAGACAAACAGCUGUUCCUCGGGGAAUUGAGUAUGUCUUAUCUCUCUGCUGCUCCUGUUUCGAGUGAAUUGUUGGUGGAAGGAACAGUGGUGAGGAGUGGGAGAAAUCUGACGGUGGUGAAUGUUGAGUUCAAGAUGAAAGACACCAUGAAAGUCACUUACUUUGCUCGUGCUACUUUUUACCAUACAAUCGUCUCCAAGCUUUAA
Molecule: messenger RNA, 561 nt
Organism: Microthlaspi erraticum
Lineage: Eukaryota; Viridiplantae; Streptophyta; Magnoliopsida; Brassicales; Brassicaceae
Source: the annotation of a GenBank genome assembly